Drosophila busckii is the source of this 5501-nucleotide messenger RNA. RefSeq names its product mediator of RNA polymerase II transcription subunit 26 (gene MED26). Gene Ontology annotation, cellular component: nucleus; mediator complex; core mediator complex. Gene Ontology annotation, molecular function: transcription coregulator activity. The record is from RefSeq and is a predicted model, not a curated record. Gene Ontology annotation, biological process: regulation of transcription by RNA polymerase II; positive regulation of gene expression. NCBI's taxonomy places the organism in Eukaryota, Metazoa, Arthropoda, Insecta, Diptera, Drosophilidae. Bases 188 to 4969 code for a protein of 1593 amino acids. The transcript has 6 exons.
UAGAAAAUGGCGAAUUGUGCUGAGGUGCAAUAUAAAAACUAAUUUGUUAGUUUCGACAUUAAAAAAACAAAAUUCCCAAACGCAACAACCCAUGUUAGAAUCUAAGCGUUCAUCUAAAUUUGGCUAAGACAUCUAAAUCUAAAUUUGCCAUUCCCUGGAUAAGGCAGGAUUGGUAAUCUAGGUAUAAAUGAACCAAAACCAGAUCCAACAAUUGACCUCAAACCUUUCGCAGGCGCUAGAUCAAAACUAUGAUGUCGUUGAUAUGGACGCUGUUUUAUCAGUCAUCUGUGCUUUGGAAGGUACAACGAUUACAAAAGAGCAACUGGAAGCCACCAGAUUGGCCAAGUACAUAAAUCAGCUCCGACGUAGAACGAAAAACGAACAGUUAGCCCGUAGAGCUAAAUCUCUCUUAAAAAAAUGGCGUGAAAUGGUAGGAAUUCAACAAACAACAAGCGAUUCCCAGCCUCUACAGAUUUUGCCACAAACGUCAAUUGCUAAUAAUAACGCCAGCCAGCCCGAAUCUGAUACAAAUCAUAGUUUGGCAUGUGCAACUUUGCAAUACUCCUUGCAAACUGCUUCGCCGCCGAGGCACCGAGCUAUAUCCGACUUGCACUCUAAUGUUUAUUCCUCAGCGCCUGCAAUAGUAGCAAUAGCAAACAAUCCUUAUGAACAACAACAAGCAAAUUUUCCUACUUUUGAUAUUUCAAAUAAUGGACCCUUUAAAGCGGUGAAGAUCGGGGAGGAGCCUCUAAGGUCGACGGACACUUGCAGACAAAAUGAGGACUUAUCCAACGCAAAUAAGCAAAAUAAUGAAUCAAUUAUUAUUGAUAUUGCUUCUGACUCAGAUGAGUAUGAAGGAGGAUCACAACAGAAAUUAAUUCAAGCGACGAGCCCUGCAAUAUCGAUACCUAUGCAUGGACUAACCAAUUCAGUCAAUGUUUCUCCACGAUCGAAAAAAAUAAAAAAAGAAAAGAAACGCAAGGAAAAAGAUGGCCGCGCUAAACCGUGUCAAAGAGAGGACUUCUCGCAACUUUCACAAAAUAUAUAUUCUGUCCCUGCCAAAAGCGAGGGGCAUAUGUCCAAUGCUUAUCCAGCGUACUCGGAGAUUUUGUCAUUGUCAAAUAGUUCAAUAAGCUCGAUGUUUCCUGGAGAUGCAGUGUCGACAACUCCUACCAAAUUUCGGCCCACAACGACUAGUCUGACUUUUGCUGGCAGAUUUAAAUGUGUUGCUCAAUCCUCGGAUAGUCUCAAUAUUGAAGAAAAUAACCAAACAACAAUUGAACAUUCGUUACCAUUGCGUGGAGCCUUUGACGAAUAUAUAAAUAAUGAAUCGAACACCUCUUGCAGUCGAUUUUCUCCUUUUAAUGAGCAAGAGGCUAAAACUAGCAAAACUCACUUUCAGCCUCUUCAAACUGACGAUGCCAACAAGCAACAGUUUUCAGCACAUAUACCUUUACCAAAGCCACAACAGGAUUGUAAUUUGGAGUACAAUGAGAAUGCCAUGUCACAAGUCCCAAAAAAACGUGGUCGGAAACGUGGCUCUAAGGGUGUGGAUUCAGUUAUAGCUAAAGAAUCAAGUCUUUCUCAGAAAAUUUUCUUCGGCUCUGGAGUUAAGAAGGUGAAAACUACAAAAGAACUUUUCAACGAAAUUCAAAGCAGGAAAUUAUCAUUAAAUCGAGGUGAUUCGUUGCCUGCAGCAAGUAAAAACUUAAAUUUGACUAGUCGAUCUCAGCAUUCGAAAUGCCUAUUAAGGAGACCGACAUCAUCUUGCUCUGAUACAUCCAUCCAUUCACCACAGACUAUGGAUGCCAAUUCAACAAAUUCAAUUGUAAUGGUUGCGGAUAAAUUUUCCAGCACAGUUGAAGAUACUGGUAAUACUGAUAGCGAUACAAUCACUUCAGAACCCUCUCGAGACAGUAUGAAGUCAAUUCAUAACAAAAGGAGAAAUUCUGCUGAUAGCAACACGAAUUCACUUCAUACAUAUUCAGCAAAAAACAUCGCUGUCUUAACGUCGUCAAAUAAUCACAAUGACGUUACCACAUCGCAUUUAUUGCAACUUAUUCAAGAAAUGAAGAAUCCGCUAUCUGUGGAGGAGACUGAAAAAUUAUAUCAGUCUCAAAUUGUGCCUUGCACUUGUACAAUAAUUGAGGAAUUGCCACAGUCUUCGUCUGGUCAGGCAAAUUUAAAUGAUUUAAAUAAUGACAUCGAUUGUUUCAGUAAAUCUAAUUGCAUUGAGAGUAAACGAGUCGGUGAACAGCACAGUGAGAAACAUAUUGUUUCUUGCAGUGGCACCGAAGAAGCUAAGGUUGCACCUGUGAUCGUGGUAGCCGCAAAACCGAUGAAGUCUAUUUUUGACUUGGAUUUCGACGAAGAUGAAGAUCCACUACACACAAUUGUAACAAACAUAUCGCCGUUACCUGCAGCUUCUGUUGAUUUAAAACAAGUUAAUCAGUCGAAUACGAAAUCUAUAAGCAAUAGUAAUAGUAUACUAAACAAAGCAAGCACCAAAGUAGGUGGAAUUGAAAUGGUUCAGCAACAGAAGAUUUCUAAUCAGAAGGAUAAAGAUUCACGCACUGAUGAAAUUGUCCCAGGGCCGCUCCCAGAGUUAAUUAUUCAAGAAGACCCGCACUGCAUUGCAAAACAGCGAUUUUGUGUACAAACAAAUGAGAUAACAAAUUUCCACAUAAAUGCAUUGCACAACUUUUAUAUACCAAACAUAAAUGGAAAUUGGGAUAGUAUUGAUACUAAAGUUGUCGUUAAAGCUAACAUAAUGGACUUUCUACAAUCUCUAGAGUCCUAUACAGUUAGCGACGGAUCCGAUGUUGUAACAAAAUAUGGUUCACUGACUUAUGAACGCAUUCGCAAGGACCUUAGUUGUUUACAAUUAACAAGAAGUUUUAAAAAUCGAUCUUUUAAUUCCUACUUAACUCCAUUUUUGGGUAUCGCCAAAUGUUUGCCAUCGUGUCAACGCGCAGCCAAACAACGUAGACGCGUUAAAAUUAACUCCUCAACUAGCUCCCGUCACACGUCGAUGAACCCAGAAGAGAUAUUAGGUUCGACGCAAGGCGUUAAUAGUGAGCGAUUAAUGGAUAUUAGUCCGCUAAGAGUUGAUGUUGAUGAUAACCUAGUAGAUCAUGUCAAAAUAUCGCUAAAAGAUCCAUACGAGUUUUCUGGUUCUUCUUCGUGGAACAAUAGAAGAAAAACAUUAGGGUCUACAUUAUUAAAAGUAGCAAAUAAUAAUACAGAUACAGUCGACAUCAAAGUUAAUCAGAUAUUGGUUGAUCAACAGCCAGUUGAUGGUGCGCUGGAAAUUGAAAAACUCCAAAGUCGAAGAUGCAGUAGUAAUUCCAGCUUAGAAUCAAUCGAUAAUGCAAUCAAUGCUGAGUUAAAAAGUCAUGAAGUCAAUACGGAUCAAGUUACUUUUGAUAGAAAUCGCAAAAAACGCCGGAAAUACAAAUUGAGCAACGACAGAUAUGAAGAUAAAAGACCUUGUAUAAAGCGAAUUAAAAUUGCCAUUAACGGUAAUGUAGCAUCUGAAAGACAAAUAUCUAACAUGAGUAAAAGUAACUAUAGUGAUGACAGCGACUGCAAUGAAUACAGUGAUAAUUGUAAUUAUGUUAGUGAUGAGGAACAACAAUCAAAUUGCAGUCGCUCAUCAAUUAAUGACUAUGAUAUGCCUGUAGAAACCGAAUAUGAGGAUCAUGAUAAUAGCAAUGAUGAAGAAGAAUAUGCAGUUGUACAAAAGCCUAUUACCUGUAAAAGCAAUCAUAUUGUGUUGACUAUAAAAAAAACUCCAAGUAAAAUAAAUUCUCCGGUUAACUCAAUGUCUGCUAGAUCCCCAACUGUCCAACAAGCCAGUGCCAUUAAUCCAGUUAAUGAGACUGUUUCGUAUACUGAAUUUUCUUUGCCUCCGACAUCGACGACUCAGUAUUUCGCAGCUGAAGAUACCAAGCAAUUACGAUAUGACAAACCGCCUGAUCUUAAGUCACAUCCUUCUGUUUCAAGUUCUCAAUAUCGUCGUUUUUACCAUCGUCAUCAAAAUUUACCCCAGUCUUCUCGAAAUUGGAGACAGAAUAUACAGGAAGACAGUAUAGAUAUAGAGCUAAAACAUUUAUUCAAUUCCGAUUCCACUGCGAAAGUUUCGCAGUCGAAAAAAAUCCGGUCACAUCGAAAAUUAUUUUUUUGGAAUGAAUUGUGUAAUCGCGACAAAUCCGGCGUAUAUGAGCGAAUUAUUAAUUAUAGUAGUAGUAGUAGUAGUAGCAGUUGUAGUUCAGGCUCUAUUAUUGAGGAAGACGAUGAUGAUGAUGACAUUACACUGUCUGAUAAAACUAAUCAAUUGCAAAUGGAUCUUUCAAAUAAUUGUAAGCUAAAUAUUGAGACUGACGUAAUAGGUUCUAUAACAAAUGAUAAAGCCAUUAGUAAGCAGCGGCAAGGAAGCGAUGCGUUCCUUUCUGCGUAUGAAGAUGAGAAUGAUAAUAAUGGCUAUGAGGAUUUUGUGAAUGCUAAAUUAUACUACGGGCAUGAUGAUUUACCUAUGCAUAAUAAUGGAAUGCUACCGACAUUUAAUUCAAUAAAAACGGAAAUUGCACAAGAGGUUAUUCAGUUGGACUCCAGAAGAUGCGAAAUGGAAAACUGUAUUAAUAAUCACGAUCCACGCUAUAAUAACAAUAAUCUGGAUUUAAUCAAAUCUUAUAUUCUCGACUCUGUGACGUCUGGAAAUCAUGAAAGUACCAAAGCUUGUAUCCUAAAUUCUUCCUUAGAAGCAGAACAUAAAUCGGACAUCAUAUCACAGGCAAACGUUGAAUAUAAAACAGGGAUAAGAUCCGUCCAGAACGACGGCAUUCCCAGUAACCACCAAGAUUUUCCCACUAGAAGUAUACAACAAUUUAAGGAAUGGCAUCAAGUUCUACAGCUUCAGUCUUACAAUGACGAACCACUGAUUGUUCUACCAUACGUUGUGCUCGAAUAAACCAUACUAUAUCUUGUAUGUGCAUUGAAACAUUUGGCAGUAAACGGGCUUGUAAAAUAUUUUAUAGAAAUGUGUGAUAAGGAGCUUAAAAUUAAAUUACAGCUUGUAUGUAUUUUAGGAAUCAUAAACUACGAAUUCACGCUUAAUUUAUGUCAAUCAAUUUUAAAAUUGUUUAUUUUAAGAUACAAACAAGUUUGUUAAUUUGAUUGAUAACCAAAUGAAUCCAAAUAACACUAAAAAUAAAAUUGUACUGUCAAAGCUAAGUGAAUAGCUAAAAAGAACUACAUUAACUAUGUCAUAAAUAUUUGAAGAUGAGUAUAUAUUUAUUUUGUUAAAUUCUAUCGUUGAUUCAUAUUUGCAUCUUUAUACUAAACAUACACACUAAUACAUACCCUGUUAACAAAAUAUUUACAACAAACUUUAUCGGCAUAAUUAUAUACUUAAAAAUUUGUAUGAUAAAUGUUUUGUUAAGAGAAGGGACAUACACAUAUAAAACAGCAUAUGAAAAUGAACUAUAAAUAAAUUAGUUAUA